This is a messenger RNA of Musa acuminata subsp. malaccensis (wild Malaysian banana), 1704 nucleotides long. RefSeq names its product F-box protein SKIP23. The record is from RefSeq and is a predicted model, not a curated record. Gene Ontology annotation, molecular function: protein binding. Lineage: Eukaryota; Viridiplantae; Streptophyta; Magnoliopsida; Zingiberales; Musaceae.
CCACCUCACCUCAGCGAAUCGCUCAUUGGUUCGCUUUAAUCUCUACCUACCACCAACCUCCCCCCCUCCUUCGAAACCCUCAUCCAUCGACAUCAAAACCCUCUUCUCCUCCUCAUCCCUCUUUCGUCGCACAUCGAUCGAUGUCGCCUCCUCCUCCCCUUCUCCGCAAAGAAGCGGCUCCCGAUUGGGCCGCGCUACCUCCCGAGCUCCUUGCCCUCGUCGCCGAACGCCUCCAUCACAGCGUCGACUAUGUUCGAUUCCGUUCCGUCUGUUCCCGCUGGCGCGCCGCCGCUCGACGCAUCCCCUUUCCGCCUCUCCUCGCCUUACCCUUCGACCCUGACGCCGCUGCCCUCCCCUUCUUCGAUCCCUCCGAGAUCGCCUCAUCCGCCGCGGUCCACUCGCUCCCCCUCCCCGAGGCCCGCCAUCAGGCCCUCCUCGGCUCCUCCCGCGGCUGGCUUUUCUUGAUCGACGAGGCUGGCUCCGUCUCCCUCCUAAAUCCCUUCACCCGCGCCAGGUUCUGCCUCCCGCCGGUCACCGAGAGUCUCGCCCGCGCCUCCAGCUUGAGCGUCUCCAAAGUCCGCGACCGCUGGGUGCUCGACCACAGAAACGGCAAGCACCCCGUCACGCUGUACCACAUGCGGAGCACUUUCAUUUCGGAGGCGACCCUCUCCUCCUCUCCGAGCGAGGGAGACGAAUGCGCCGUCAUCAUCGUGGCUGUUCUUGCUUCGUCCACUAAACUUGCUUUCUGCCGGAUCGGAGACCGUGAGUGGACUCUCUUCAAUACCGCCCUGCAUAACUUUGUCAGCUCCGUUGCAUACUGUGAUGGUCGGUUCUAUGCCGUGGACGCAUUUGGAGAAGUUUGCGUCUGCGAUGUCGGUAUUUCCACACGCGCAACUUAUAUUUCGUCGCUGAUGGUGCCUCCUGAACGUGACAGCUUCAGAAUUAUCGGGUUGAAGAAGGAACUGCUGCUGGUUGCGCAUUACAUGGACGGGGAUUUCCCACAUUUCAAGCAUCAUUACGAGAUUUAUAGGACUGAUAUUAAACGAAGGAUGAAGUGGUACCGUGUGGAUACCAUCGGUGGUAGGACAGUGUUCUUGUCCGUCCAUUUCAACUCAAAUGCCAUCGGAGGUGCAUUCUAUGGAUGCAAAAGCAACGCCAUGUAUUUCUCCGAGCCUAUUCGUGGUGGCCGUGAACCUUCCAGGUCUCAGAUUCACAAGAUGGCAGUAAUGGAUGUAACGAAUGGGUGUUUGGAGGUGAUAUCAUGUAAUUGUAAUGUGCAAUUCUCAAGAGAGGUUUUCUGGUUUACUCCUUGUCUCUACUGACAAGGCUUUUUCAAUGGAAGAAGGAGCUUCUGAUGGUUGCUCUAAUGGUUCAAAUUGAGUAGGAACUUGAGAAUGGCCAUCACAGGUAUCACUACGAGAUCUACAAGUUGUGUAUGAUGGAUGAACUGACAUGGUCCAGAAUGAAUAGUGUUUAUUGGUGAGGAGAUGUUGUUUGUGUCUCGGUAUUACAACUGUCAGUAUGUUGGAAAUGGGCUUCAUGGGUGCAGAGGAAACUGCACAUACUUUCCUUAGCCCUGGGAUUCUGCAUCUGGAGGUUGUUGAUUUGGUUGAUGGUAGCAAGCAAUUCAUAUCAACUCAUUGCACUGAAAAAAUGUUCCCAAUUUGUCUUGUGGUUCAAGCCUAGCCUACUAUAGCAAGGUAU